This is a messenger RNA of Fomitopsis serialis, 1672 nucleotides long. RefSeq lists its product as uncharacterized. Bases 219 to 1595 code for a protein of 458 amino acids. NCBI's taxonomy places the organism in Eukaryota, Fungi, Basidiomycota, Agaricomycetes, Polyporales, Fomitopsidaceae. The transcript has 5 exons. The record is from RefSeq and is a predicted model, not a curated record.
UAAUUACGAGUCGCCGUUCCGCGAAGUUGCCUCGUCUCCCAACGACUAUCGCAUCGCAGUGCACGCGUGCGCCGGCUCGUAGUUCUAUUUUAUACUGGACCUACCACCAGGCUUCGUGGCUUCAGAUUUGUGUCGGAAGUUUGUGCUCUAGCUGUGCUCAAACAGUCGAGUCGUCAGAAGAUCAUUGGAGGAGAUUUACGUCGGACUCUGGCGCGAAAAUGGCACCGUCUGUUCGGAGCGCUCUGUCGACGACACUGUCGAUACCAGUCUUCCCACCGGAACUUUGUCGGAACAUACUGGACGACCUCUGCGACGACCGUCGUUCUCUGUCGGCGUGCAGCUUGACUUGCUGGGCGUGGGCUCCGUGGGCUCGUCGUCACCUCUUCGAGAACGUCAUCCUUACAGAUAUCGAUCACUGUCUCUCCUUCGUUGCCAUUCUGAAGUCGUCGGUAGCGGCAGGCACCAGCAUACAAGACUAUGUCCGGACUGUCAAGUUCAGCUCUGAUGGAUACACUCGGCCUGAAUGGCGCGACGCUGCUCGAUGGGCGUUUCGUCACCUGCCGAACAUCGAUUCAUUGCAGUUGACCUCCUGCAACUACAACGAACUCGUCGCCUGGGUUUCCGAGGCUUCUUACGAUGAACAGGUGGACAUCAAUGCUACCUUUAUAGGUUCUCUGUUCUCUUCAUUUUGGAUCUCGAGCCUUAGUAUCUCCAUGGUGUCUUUCAGGACUUGGGCAGACUUCUGGACGCUCUGUACAUGCUUUCCGUCCCUCACGAGACUAGUACUCAUGAACAUGCAAAUCGACCAACCACUAGACCUGGAGAACCCGACACUGGAUAUCAAGGCAAAUGACACAGCAAGUAUGCCCGCUCUUACGACCAUCACAUCUCUCGUUGUAGCCUCCGGUAUCAUAGACACGGCGAUCGUCCUACGUGGUUUAUCACGGUAUCCAUUCGAGCUUCAUCUACGACAGGUGGACUGUUUUUACGCUGGCGGCGACGACCCUCGCAUGUUCGAUGCCAUUAUGUCAUCAAAGCAGUCUCUCGAAUACCUACACCUCAUGAUCUGGAACGACUCGUUCCUGCGACAGGCCGACUUGACGAAGCACACCAGCCUGCAAACCCUUCUUCUUGGAUUUUCGUACGGUUGCUUCGACGUGGGUAGCAAGCCGUACACCGCUCUUCCGACCUUCCUGGCUCGUCUCCAUCUCGGGCGUUUGCGCGACCUAACCUUCUACAUAAGGCUCCCCGUACCCCUUGUGGAGCGUAUGUCCUGGGAGUUCUUUGACUGGCCGGAUCUCGAUCGCUCUCUAGCCGUCCUCGCGAAGAAGAAACCUGCGUUGCGGGUUACCUUCGACCUCACGUCGUCUAAAUCCGACGGAGAUACUAUUCCCGACAUCGUCGGGCCAUUGGUGGAUCGGCUACGUAACAGCCUGGUUGCGGGCAUGAUGAUCAAAGCGGUGGUAAGGGGUGGUCCACUCACGCAUCCUCUUGACGACUCCGGACUGUCCUGCUGGCUUCCUAUACCUCAUGAUGCCGUGGAAUCAUUGCGCGCAGUGCAUGCCCUACAACGAACGGGCCAGUUGGGUAUCUGAACGGAGACAAUGAGGUCGCAGUCUACGCUCAACGUCGACUCCUGUCGCCUGUUAUCCACCUAUCCUCUGCCUCUUUC